AUGGCAUUUUCAGACAAUUGCGCAGAGGAUGACAUUCCGCGUUUCGUCUCAUGGACAACUGUUGUCAUUAGCAGCUUACUAUGCGUCCUUACUGUACCAGUGAACAUGCUAACAUGCAUUGCUAUCAUUAAGGAUCCUUUCAAAGACUUGCGGACGCCAUUUAAUUAUUUUAUAAUUAACUUAGCUGUUGCUGAUUUGGUUAUCGGAUUUGUAACCUUACCUAGCUUCAUCAUCUAUCACUCCCGGGAGGCCAUUGAGGGAAAAAAGUUGAGCUGGAUCUGGGUAUUUCACUUGACGUAUUUCAUGUCACUUACAGCCUCGCUUCUGAGCUUGUCGGCGUUGGCUGUGGACCGCUGCCGCACAGUUACGUCAACCUCAUGUAGAAGGCUCAAGCCAAUGCAUGGAUAUCUAACUUCUGCCCUAAUAUGGUGCCUGUCGUUGAUUCUCCCGCUUAUUUAUCUUUUGAUAGAAGCAUAUUUAUUUAUAUUUGUAUUUAGUAACACGUCAGCCAUAGUAGUGUUCGCUAUUUUACUUGCCUCGCACAAGUCUACUUCAAAAACAAUGCAGAGCCAUGUAAAAAACUGGGAUACAAUAAAACACAGCGACUUCAAGCGGAGAGCCUUAGCGAGAGAGAGGAAGGUCACCAGAUCUUUUAUGACGAUUUUGACUGUUUUCUGUUCCACGGUGUUCCCAUCAUGCAUUGCUGCAAACAUCAUCAGUUUCUGCACCACGUGCUCCUGUGACAUCACGAACACAUUGCGUGACGUUUAUUUCCUCCUGCCCAUGAUUAUUGCAGCCACGAAUCAGUUACUUUACUCAAUGAGGAUGCGGAAUUUCCGCAGAGCGUACGUGUACUUGUUUCAGCAUACCGUAUUCAGCCAAAAAAUCCGGUCACGAAAGGAAUGUUACAGGAUGGACAAAAUUGCAAGAGGAAAUAAGGAGACUGAUCAAUGAGAUAAUGUUGAUGAAGCCAGUAGCAUAACAGGGAUGUUAAAAUUUCAAAUUAAGAAUAUGGUACAGUUACGCACCUAUAAAAACUAGAGUUUAUAGA
Molecule: messenger RNA, 1051 nt
Organism: Pocillopora damicornis (cauliflower coral)
Lineage: Eukaryota; Metazoa; Cnidaria; Anthozoa; Scleractinia; Pocilloporidae
Product: D(2) dopamine receptor-like
Source: RefSeq, a predicted model, not a curated record